AUGUCCAAUGACUUCUGGGCUGGCUACCUCAGCGGAGCCAUUGGCAUUGUAAUCGGAAAUCCCCUAGACCUAUUGAAAACCCGUCUUCAGGCGGGGCAAGCGGCCACCGGAUCAUUGCGAUCUUCCCAGGGGUUCAGGAGUCAUUUUGACACUGUGGGCUCUCUUGUCCGAGGCGCAACAGCACCGAUAGUUGGAUAUGGCGCCCUCAAUGCGAUUCUAUUCGUUGCCUAUAACCGGACCUUGACGGGUAUAGCCUCGCAACCCGUAUCUGACACGACUAACCCUGUAGGCGUCCCGCUAUAUCAGAUAUGGGUUGCGGGUGCUGUUGGUGGGCUUGCCAGCUGGGUCAUAUCAUCGCCAACUGAGUUGGUAAAGUGCCGAGCGCAGCUUGCUACUCACCAAUCAAUAUCCUCAUGGACGGUGACGAAAGAUAUUUGGAAAAGUCGGGGGUUUAGAGGACUAUACUAUGGAGGGGGGGUUACGAGUAUCCGAGAUUCGGUGGGAUAUGGGUUCUAUUUCUGGUCUUACGAAUUAUGCAAGCGUCUCAUGACAACCGCCGACGAAAGCUCUGAACAAGCAGCCGCCAAAAUCCUUAUAUGCGGUGGAAUCGCUGGCAUUAUCACCUGGGUUUCUAUUUUCCCGCUAGACGUUAUCAAGACACGGCUGCAGGUGCAGGGCUCGCCAGGCUCUCUUGCUUCCGGCUCUUUGGUCGAGAGGCAAACGCUUCUUCGACCUUUCGGGAUCGAUGGACGUACACUAGGUACUCUGGCAGUCGCGAAGGAGGCAUAUCGGACCGAGGGUUUCCAGGUAUUCUACCGUGGCUUAGGCGUGUGUAGCUUGAGAGCAUUUAUUGUAAAUGCUGUGCAGUGGGCGAUGUACGAAUGGACGAUGAAAUUCCUCAAGUAA
Molecule: messenger RNA, 906 nt
Organism: Histoplasma capsulatum G186AR
Lineage: Eukaryota; Fungi; Ascomycota; Eurotiomycetes; Onygenales; Ajellomycetaceae
Product: mitochondrial carrier protein
Exons: 4
Coding region: 1-906 (301 amino acids)
Biological process (GO): transmembrane transport
Molecular function (GO): transmembrane transporter activity
Source: RefSeq, a predicted model, not a curated record